AUGGAGUCUACCGCGCUAAUGACCGCGAGGUUACCACUUCCAACCUCUGGCUCCCGUUCCAAACCCCUAUCCUCUGCCUCCUUCACCAGGGCGGCUCGCCGUCUCGCCUCCGUCCCCUUCUCCUCCGGCAGCGGCAGCGUCGUCUUGCUGUCGCGCCGGAGCCGCGAUCAUGCCGGCGUUGGUUCCUUGGUCUCCGCCGCCGCGGCUUCUGGGGAUACGGCGGACGCCGGAUCCGAGUCCAUCCUGCUCAGUGUCCAGGGGAUGAUGUGCGACGGGUGCGCUGCGAGCGUGAAGCGGAUCCUGGAGAGCCAACCCGAGGUUACUUCUGCUACCGUUGAUUUUAAGAAAGCUAGGGCAGUCGUGUGGACAACAGAUGAGGCCAAGGGGACACAAGACUGGCAGAAGCAGUAUGGAGAGAAGCUUGCUAAACACCUUGGCACUUGUGGAUUUGAGUCUCGCCUACAAGAGUAA
This is a messenger RNA of Miscanthus lutarioriparius, 471 nucleotides long. The record is from the annotation of a GenBank genome assembly. NCBI's taxonomy places the organism in Eukaryota, Viridiplantae, Streptophyta, Magnoliopsida, Poales, Poaceae.